AUGUUCAAGCUCGGCCGUAGUCGCGCUGUGGCUUCGGCCCUCAACGCCUCAAAGUUCGCUGCUCCUGCCGCUCGAUUCCCCGGCGUUCAACAACGACGAGCUCUCAGCAUUCACGAGUACCUCUCUGCCGACCUCCUCCGACAGUACGGUAUCGGUGUCCCCAAGGGUUCCGUCGCAAAGUCCGCCAAGGAGGCCAAGGAGAUCGCCGAGAAGAUUGGCAACGAUGAUAUGGUUAUCAAGGCCCAGGUCCUUGCUGGUGGCCGAGGAAAGGGUACCUUCGAUAACGGUCUUAAGGGUGGUGUCCGUGUCAUCUACUCUCCCCACGAGGCUGAGAUGUUCGCCGAGCAGAUGAUCGGCCACAAGCUUGUUACCAAGCAGACGGGUGCUGGCGGCCGUCUCUGCAACUCUGUCUACAUCUGCGAGCGCAAGUUUGCUCGUCGUGAGUUCUACCUCGCCAUCCUCAUGGACCGUCAGAACCAGUGCCCCGUCAUUGUCUCUUCUUCCCAGGGUGGUAUGGACAUUGAGGCCGUUGCCAAGGACACCCCUGACGCCAUCAACACCAACUACAUUGACAUCAACGUCGGUGUCACUGACGAGACUGCCCGCGAGAUCGCCACCAAGCUCGGCUUCAGCGAGCAGUGCAUUGAGGAGGCCAAGGACACCAUCCAGAAGCUCUACAAGAUCUUCCGCGAGAAGGACUCCACCCAGAUUGAGAUCAACCCUCUUUCCGAGACCUCUGACCACCAGGUUCUCUGCAUGGAUGCCAAGUUCGGCUUCGACGACAACGCCGACUUCCGACAGAAGGAGGUCUUUGAGUGGCGCGACACCACCCAGGAGGACCCCGAUGAGGUCCGCGCCGCCGAGUCCAACCUCAACUUCAUCAAGCUUGACGGCGAUAUCGGCUGCCUCGUCAACGGUGCCGGUCUUGCCAUGGCCACCAUGGACAUCAUUAAGCUGAACGGUGGCCAGCCCGCCAACUUCCUCGACGUUGGUGGUGGUGCUACCCCUGCCGCCAUCAAGGAGGCUUUCGAGCUCAUCACCAGCGACCCCAAGGUCACUGCCAUCUUUGUCAACAUCUUCGGUGGUAUCGUCCGAUGUGACGCCAUCGCCACUGGUCUUAUCAAGACCGUCGAGAGCUUGAACCUCAAGAUCCCCAUCAUUGCCCGUCUCCAGGGUACCAACGUUGAGAAGGCUCAUCAGCUCAUCAACGACUCCGGUCUUAAGAUCUUCUCCAUUGAUGACCUACAAACCGCUGCUGAGAAGUCUGUCCAGCUCUCCAAGGUCGUCAAGAUGGCCCGUGACAUUGAUGUCGGUGUCGAGUUCACCCUCGGAAUCUAA
Fusarium poae is the source of this 1338-nucleotide messenger RNA. RefSeq names its product Succinate--CoA ligase [ADP-forming] subunit beta, mitochondrial (gene TCA9). The record is from RefSeq and is a predicted model, not a curated record. Lineage: Eukaryota; Fungi; Ascomycota; Sordariomycetes; Hypocreales; Nectriaceae. Gene Ontology annotation, molecular function: succinate-CoA ligase (ADP-forming) activity; metal ion binding; ATP binding. Bases 1 to 1338 code for a protein of 445 amino acids. Gene Ontology annotation, cellular component: succinate-CoA ligase complex; mitochondrion. Gene Ontology annotation, biological process: tricarboxylic acid cycle; succinyl-CoA metabolic process. The transcript is spliced from 4 exons.